This is a messenger RNA of Danaus chrysippus (African queen), 1044 nucleotides long. Lineage: Eukaryota; Metazoa; Arthropoda; Insecta; Lepidoptera; Nymphalidae. The record is from the annotation of a GenBank genome assembly.
AUGGGUGAACGGAAAGGACAAAACCUAUAUUAUCCCCCCGACUAUGACCCUAAAGUCGGGGGGCUAAAUAAAUUUAUGGGGACACAUGCCCUACGAGAGAGAGCAAGAAAACUGCACAUGGGUAUACUUAUCAUAAGAUUCGAAAUGCCCUACAACAUCUGGUGCGAUGGAUGCAACAACCAUAUUGGAAUGGGGGUUAGAUAUAAUGCUGAAAAGACAAAAAUUGGCAUGUACUACAGCACUCCGGUAUACCAAUUCCGAAUGAAAUGCCACUUAUGUGAUAACCAUUUUGAAAUAAAGACAGAUCCUGGGAAUUUAGACUAUGUCAUUGUAUCGGGAGCAAGACGUCAAGAAAAUAGAUGGGACCCAACAGAAAAUGGUCAGAUUGUACCAGAGACCAAGGAGACCCAAAAACGUCUCUUUGACGAUGCAAUGUUUCGUCUCGAACACAAAACUGGUGAUAUGGACUCCAGUAAACUUGAGAAACCAAGACUUGGACGUCUGGUCGGCAGGAAUGAAUCAGUAUGGAAAGAUGAUUAUGAAGCCAAUUGCUCUUUAAGGAGAAAUUUCAGAAAAAGGAGAAAAGAAUUAGAAGCAUCAGCUGUCAAUGACAACUUGCUGUUGGCUAAAUCUUCUCUAGACAUACAACUACUACCUGAAUCUGAAGAUGAUAGGAAUAUGGCUGCACUUUUAUCUUUAAGACCAUCGAGAAGCAUUGAGGAGUCUCAAAGUGAAACGAGAACAAAAAUACUAAAUACACCGGCUCUACCCAGUUCCAGCGGUCUAUUGACUAGCUUUGGUGGUCUUAAGAAGGAAGAAUCACUUAGUAAAAGUAUGUCUUUGAGCAGAAACUUAUUAGGCAUCACUAUAAAAAAAUCCAAGAAAGAAGACACAGAUUCAAAUAAAGAUAAUCCAAUAAAAUCUGUAAUACCUGAAGAAAUUAACUCUGAAGUUCAUGAUGAUAAAGAAACUUCUGUCUUAGAAAAUAAUAAACCUAAAAUUUCUUUGGUAUGCGACUACAGUUCAAGCGAAAAUUCUGAAUAA